GGUCAAUCACUCUCUCCCAUUCCCUAAUCUCCUACACCCUCUGCUCUUCUCUCACACUCCUCUCACGACCUAACCCAAUUCCAUUCCCUAAUCAUUCACACGCAGGCAGGCGCCGAACCCCCCCCCCCCCCUCUCCUCUCUCUCUAGCGCCAAUUUGUUGUGCGGCGACCUCUCCGCCGGCGCGACGGCACGCAUCAAGGCGGGCAUAGUCACCCCCUUUCUUCCCCCGCCCUCUACAGCAGCUGGUGUGGCGUGGAGUGGGGAUCCAUCGGGGCUUGGAUCGAUUUGUAGUUUCUGUUGGUGGAGACUGUGAAGCCAAAUAAGAGGGUCUGCCUGAUCCAAUUUCGCUGCUCUUGAAAAGAAACCACAUUAUUGUUUGUCACACACCAGAUAUAGUCAUCACCUUGGGAGAUGGAGUAGGCAAAGGGAAUAUGCAUAUGCAAGAUUUUGGACAAUGGCUGCCCCAAUCACAGAACACUGCAAAUCUAUGUUUCACAAGUAUUUUAGUGCCGUCUCAUAUCGAUACUUCUAUAGAGACGCAGACUAGAACUUUUGCACUUGCGUCAUCAGAGAAAGAAUAUGCAUUGCUUUGCAAUACAAUUGGUGUUGGGCCAAUUGAAGGCAUUAGAAAUGAUGCUGGGUCAAUUGUAAGCACUGGAAAUGAUGCUGGGCCUAUUAGGUAUGAUGCUGGGUCAAUUAUAGGCACUGGAAAUGAUGCUGGACCAAUUGAAGGUAUUGACUUGAACAAGACACCAGCACAAAAGUCUAAGAGGAAAAAGCACAGGCCAAAGGUUUUGAAAGAAGGAAAACCAUCAAAGACACCUAAGUCCACAACUCCAAAGUCUUCCAAGGAAAAGGAAGAAAAACCAUCUGGCAAGAGAAAGUAUGUCCGUAAGAAGACACCAUCAGGCCAACCUCCUCCAGAACAGGCUGCUGAUUCAAAUUGCAGAGCUGAGCUGAAACCAGUUAGACGAUGUUUGAACUUUGAUGGGCAAUAUGAUAAGGUGGAUGCACAUCCUGGAACUCAAGCUAAGGUGACAGAAAUAUCAACUGACCCUAAGGAUUAUAAGCCAGCUGUAUCUUCUAUCAAUAAAAGCAAUGUUCAAAGCCAGUCGGCAUGCCAUGCUGAUUCUACCACCAGCUCUAUUUACAGUUCAGCAAAUCAGAUGGUUAAUGCACAGUUAUUAUCUGCACAUAACACACAGAAAGGAGAAUUGAUUGACCUCAACAGUUCUUCUUUGAAUCAGAUACAUAAUGAGAGUACUAACUUUGUGGACAAUCCUGCACAGAAUUUUCAGUCCCGAAUAAGAGAAACAUUAGAAGUAAAUCCUUUGUUAGAGCUCAAUGAUGGCAUGACACAUAAAAAUGUACCUGACCUCAACAGUUCAAUCAGUCUAUUACAGAGCAUGUCAACCAAUUUUGCUGAAUACUUGCUUUCAUCUCCUCAAGCUUCUAUAAGACAAACACAAAUGGCCAACCAGAUGCUUAAUGGUCACGGAAUGCCAGAAAAUGUGAUCACACAAACUCAAUGUUUUGAAAGAUCUUGCACAAGAGACGCAGUGGUAACUGACCAAAUGUUCAACAGUUACAUAUUGGCAAACAACGACAAUCCACCUGUCAAUACUGAGCGGAAUUCGGUGAUGGAAAACUCGAAUAAACUUGUUACAACGGAUGGCUACUUAAGGAUUAAUACCAGUCCUUACAGGUAUACCAGUGCAGCAGUCAGGCCUCAUGAUUCUCAUGACCUCUCACAUAUCCAUGCUGUGAAUACCAGAAGAGAGCAAAUUGCUUCAAAUGGUGCUCAGACUGUGUUAGGUGCAAAAUUCAAUCACCAAAAUAAUGGAUUGGCAUCUGUAAGUGCUUGCCAUGCUACCACCUCUGAGGCUUCAUAUUUUCCAGAAACUUACAAAAGAAUGAGGUUAAAUAAUCAUGAUUACAGUCUGAAUGGAGUUGUUGACAAUUGUUGUACCUCGUCUGCAUAUUUGUCUAACAAUCGGAAUGCAAAUCCGGUUUCAGCAAUAAAUUGUAACGUUUUUACACUAGCUGAUGCUCAAAGAGUGAUAGCCCGUGAGAAAUCCCAAGCUUCCCAGAGAAUGAUCAAUUUUCGAUCAUUACAAAACAGUAUGGCUAAGAGAGCAGAAAUGGAACUGCAGCAUAACAGAGCUAUGUUGCCUGGCACCACAUUCAGGGAUUCUAUUGAAGGACCUGACAAACAGUUCAGGCUUGUAACACAAGAAUGUGCACAGUCGCCUAGUAGUCCAAACAACCUACAACGACAGAAUGUUAUUGCAAAACUUGGAAAUCAUCAACUCCAGUCUUUGGGAGGCAACAUGGUUUCAGGGUCAGACUUGCCAGCUGAACUGCAUAAGCGUAGCAAUUCUCCUCAGGACGAUACUGAGAACAGUGUCUGCAUUGCUCCUCCCGAUGAGCUUGGCAGAAGCAUCAGCGGGGAACAUUUUAGGUACCCUGUCACUCGAACUAAUAUAUCAACAGGCAAUGGCAGUCUUAGAACGGAGAGUCAUCAACUGGAGACUUCCGUAAAAGUUAUUAGGACCCCAACGAACCAGACAAAUCCAUCAACGAGUAACAAUGUUCUGAGAACUGAGAAUAAUCAACUGGAGUUUUCUCCAAAAACCGUUGUAGCUAAACCCAGUGGGAAGCGAAAAGUAGGACGUCCCAGAAAAGAGUUAAAACCUGGUGAGAAGCCAAAACCUAGAGGUCGCCCAAGGAAGGACAAUAUUGUUCAUGCAAUACUUAUGUCAAAAGGUAGCCAUACUGGUCCAUCACAAAAUGUGGAUAUUUCUUGUGUCUGUGGACCUCAUGCAGAAGUUGCCUCUUAUGCAAGAGCAGUUAAUUCAGAAAGAGUUAUAGAAAGCACUGCCGGAGCUACAGCACCACUGAUAGAUUCUUUAGAUCUCAUAAUUCAAAAGAUAGUGCUGUUAGACAUUAACAAAUCAGAUGACAUUCAGGCAGCUGAACCACAUGGUGCUCUUGUCCCUUAUAAAGGAGAAGUUGGUGCAAUUGUUCCGUUUGAGGGAAAAAUGAAAAGAAAACGUUCUCGAGCCAAAGUGAACCUUGAUCCGGUAACCACUUUGAUGUGGAAGUUAUUAAUGGAACCAGAUAUGAGUGAUGGCGCAGAAGCGAUGGCCAAGGAUAAAGAGAAGUGGCUCGAUGAAGAAAGAAAAAUAUUUCGAGGACGCGUUGAUUCAUUCAUUGCUCGCAUGCAUCUUGUUCAAGGGGAUCGGCGUUUCUCUCCUUGGAAAGGAUCAGUUGUGGAUUCCGUAGUGGGGGUGUUCCUUACUCAGAAUGUUUCAGACCAUCUUUCCAGCUCUGCCUUUAUGGCUCUUGCUGCAAAAUUUCCUGCAAAACCAGAAGUCUCUGAAAAACCUGCAGCUGGGGUGUUUCAUACAACUUCAGAUGAGAAUGGCUCUUGUUCAAGGUUAUUUGGUGAUGCUGUCAAAUUGCAAGGUGAGAUCCUUGUUGAAGAGGCAAGUAACACAGCAGGCUCCUUAAUCACAGCAGAAGAAAAGGAAGGAAGUGAUAAUACUGAAUUGUUUGGAAGUUCUUCUGGAGAUGGACUGGACUAUGCAGCAGGAGUUUAUUCUGAUUCUUAUAGGAAGCUGCCGGCUAGACUCCAUGAAAAAAGCAGUCAAGUAGCAGCUGGAACUGGGAGUUUUGUUGAAGCUGAAGAUGGGUCGCUGGAGGAUGUUGUUUCAUCACAAAACUCUGCCAUUUCAUCUCAAAGCUCCCCAGAUUACCGGUUUCACAUAAAUGAGCAUAUGCUUUCUAGCACAUUGCUAAAGUUUACAGCAGAGGACUUCAUCCACAGAAAUAUGCCUAACGGUACAAGCAGUUCAGCUACGUAUACAGAACUUCUACGGAUGCAAGAGAUAAAGAGCAAGUAUAAUGAAAAUAUUGCAUCAUCGGAAUAUCAUGAAGUUCCAGAUCCAUUUACAAAUAAGGGUUCACUGCUCCAUGAAUUACAAAAUCUCAGAAGAAAGCAUGAUCCUCUGCAUACUUCUGUUAAUUAUCACCAGAAUGGACGAAUUCAUCUCCAUGAUAUAGCGUAUGGCAGCAACUUGGGAAGACCAUUAUACACUGCCCUUAAUACUGUGGACUAUUACUAUUCUAAUGCCACACAAGCUGAGACUAGUUCCCAUUAUCCUUCAUCUGCUCCUGGAUACGCCAGCACAAUUAAACCAACAAUUGGUGACUCUUUAAGCGCUUUGCUAUAUAGUAUGGAUGGAUCAUUAAAUCAGAAUAAAAGUCCAUUCCCUUCUGAGCCUACACAAGGUGCUGACUUGGUUUCACCGAUAAUUGAUACAUAUUUUCAACCAUCAAGUUCAGAGAUGGUGUCAUUUGCAAGGGACUCUUGUAUAAAAAGUCUUCCAAGGAAUGAAGCUGAAGCUACAUUUGUGAAACAGAAUGAAAAUUCGAAUUUGCAAGAGGAAUGUACUGCUAGUGCAAAGCAGAUUGGACAUGGAAAUUUUCAAUCAGAAUGCAGCCAACUGAGUGAUAAUGUUGGAAUUCAGAUAGCAAAGGAUCGAAAUGGUCAUUCAUCAAACUUAUGUCAAAAACAGAAAGCAAAUUGUGAAAGCCUAGAAGGAGUUGCUUCUGUUUUUAUUGAGACUUCCAAAGAUGCUAAAAAAGAUUCCCCUGUUCCUACUGAUGGAUCAAAAGCAAAGAAGGCAAGAGUCGGGGCUGGUAAAAAAAGAACUUAUGAUUGGGAUAUUUUAAGAAAAGAAGUGCUUUACAAUCAUGGAAAUAAAGAAAGAGGUCAGAAUGCAAAGGACUCAAUUGAUUGGGAAAGAAUAAGGCAAGCAGAUGUCAAGGAAAUAUCGGAAACAAUUAGAGAGCGAGGAAUGAAUAAUAUGCUGGCGGAACGGAUAAAAGAAUUUCUAAACCGAUUGGUGACAGACCAUGGGAGCCUUGAUCUUGAAUGGCUGCGCUAUGUUGAACCAGACAAAGCAAAGGACUACCUCUUAAGCAUUAGAGGUCUUGGACUCAAAAGUGUAGAGUGUGUGCGUCUUUUGACACUUCAUCACAUGGCUUUCCCUGUGGACACAAAUGUUGGUAGGAUAUGUGUGAGACUUGGAUGGGUGCCCCUUCAACCCCUACCUGAGUCUCUUCAGUUGCACCUAUUGGAGCUGUAUCCAAUGCUGGAAAACAUACAGAAGUAUCUCUGGCCUCGACUAUGCAAGCUUGAUCAACGGACAUUGUAUGAGCUUCACUACCAAAUGAUAACUUUUGGGAAGGUGUUUUGUACAAAAAGUAAGCCAAAUUGCAAUGCAUGCCCAAUGCGAGCUGAGUGCAAGCACUUCGCGAGUGCAUUUGCUAGUGCAAGGCUCGCUCUUCCUGGACCUGAAGAGAAGAGUUUGGUUACAUCCAGUACUCCAGUCGCUGCAGAGGGCUGCAACCAUACAUAUAUAAAUUUUAGGACUGCAAAUCAAAAUGAGGGCUCCAACCAGACAUAUAUGAGUUCCAGGCCUGUAAGUCAACUUGAGUGGAACUCACAUGCCCGCGGCCAUAUCUUGGACAAUGGCCAUCCAAUCAUCGAGGAGCCAGCAAGCCCGGAACUAGAACCUGACGCUACAGAGAUAAAAGUAGAUGCAAUUGAGGAUGCUUUCAUUGAUGAUCCUGAAGAAAUUCCUGCUAUCAAGCUUAAUUUCACAGAGUUUACACAGAACCUAAAGAAUUAUAUGCAAGCAAAUAACAUCGAGAUUGAAGAUGCUGAUAUGUCGAAGGCCUUGGUUGCUAUAACUCCUGAAGCUGCUUCUAUCCCAACUCCUAAGCUCAAGAAUGCCAGUCGCCUAAGGACAGAGCACCAAGUCUAUGAACUGCCGGACUCACAUCCACUUCUGGAAGGACUUGACCAGAGAGAGCCUGAUGAUCCUUGUCCUUACCUACUCUCUAUAUGGACUCCAGGCGAAACAGCUCAAUCAACUGAUGUACCUAAGACAUUUUGCAACUCCCAAGAAAGCGGUAAAUUAUGUGAAAGUUCUACAUGCUUUAGCUGCAACAGUAUACGAGAAGCACAGGCCCAGAAAGUCAGAGGAACAAUUUUGAUACCAUGCCGGACAGCAAUGUGGGGAAGCUUCCCACUUAACGGGACAUACUUUCAAGUAAAUGAGGUAUUUGCCGAUCAUGACACAAGUCGGAACCCAAUUGAUGUUCCAAGGAGCUUGAUAUGGAAUCUCCCUAGGAGAACAGUUUACUUCGGAACUUCGGUUCCUACAAUAUUCAAAGGUUUAACAACUGAAGACAUACAACAUUGCUUUUGGAGAGGAUUUGUGUGUGUGAGGGGAUUUGAUAGGACAUCAAGAGCACCAAGACCACUGUACGCAAGACUUCACUUCCCAGCAAGCAAAAUUACCAGGAACAAAAAGUUAGCAGCUUCUACUGCAGCAAGAGAUGAUGAAUAGGACGUUGGGAAAACCAGUAACGAGGUACAUAGAAGACCCUGGUGAUCACUGACCUGAUAAAUGGAUGACUGACCAAUAAGUUGCCGUACUCAAUUGAAGCAUCAAUUGAAGCAUUCGAGCAAUAUGAUGCAUCAUAUGAAUGUCAGCCGCUCGCGAAGUUGUGAUGCUGACAUUAUUCGGCAAUAUUCUGUGCUUGGUUUAUACCAGCCAACUGGUUCGUAUAUGAGGGCAUAUUUGCUGCUCCGGCAAUUCAAUAGACCUGAUAGUGAGAGUCUUGUCGUCCGGCCAUUCGGGUUGUACUUUCAUGUGAAUUGAAUCGAUUGUUGUACAUGAGAAGCGUCAGCCUUUCCAAGUGAUCAUUCAUGUUGUUAGGUCAUUCAUAUGAACGUGCAUCAAUUAUUUGAUUGUUUCAUUAAUGAGGCCAAUUGGCUUUGAACA
Messenger RNA from Phragmites australis (common reed), 6860 nucleotides. RefSeq names its product protein ROS1A-like. NCBI's taxonomy places the organism in Eukaryota, Viridiplantae, Streptophyta, Magnoliopsida, Poales, Poaceae. Gene Ontology annotation, biological process: base-excision repair. Gene Ontology annotation, molecular function: DNA N-glycosylase activity; DNA demethylase activity; 4 iron, 4 sulfur cluster binding. The transcript is spliced from 18 exons. The record is from RefSeq and is a predicted model, not a curated record. Bases 432 to 6422 code for a protein of 1996 amino acids.